Messenger RNA from Ostreococcus tauri, 864 nucleotides. Its product is annotated as Zinc finger, RING/FYVE/PHD-type. The record is from RefSeq and is a predicted model, not a curated record. The coding region runs from base 1 to 864 and encodes 287 amino acids. The transcript has a single exon. Lineage: Eukaryota; Viridiplantae; Chlorophyta; Mamiellophyceae; Mamiellales; Bathycoccaceae.
AUGCCCGACCAAGCCUCGCCCUCGUGCGCCAUAUGCCUCGAAGACAUCGUCAACGACGCGGGCGCGCUGUACGACGCCCCGUGUUGCGGCGCGCGCGCGUCCGAGAGCUCGGUACAAUUUCACGCGACGUGCGUCCGCGCGAUGUGUUCGAUGUCCACCGACGGCGUCGCGGCGUGUCCGAGGUGCCGAAGCGCGAUAAAAGCGCGCGAAUCGCGCGACCGGGAGACGCCGGUGACGUUCGUCGCGGCGGAGGCGACGAAUGUGUGCGUGGUGUGUCGACAGCGGCGCGCGCUGGGUACGACGUGCGACGCGUGCGGCGGCGCGGUUCGAUUGCGGUACGUGUGCGAACGGUGCGGACGAACGCAGGUGAUCCCGCAUCCGAUGUGGCGGUACAUGCCGAGUGGACCAUUUUCGGUGAGUGCACAGACGUGGGCGUGCCAUCGUGGGUGCGGGGAUUACACGCGUUGGACGGUGCAUCCGGAGGACGCGGCGCGGGUGCCUAGAUACGACGUCCCGCGAGGCUGGGGAAACGAAGAAGAGUGGUACGCGGCGAUCAGGGAUGAGAUGGAGCGACGGGCGAGAACACCGAGGAGGGAAUCGAGGUGGCUCGUCGUCGCGGCUGUCGUGGCGUUUUGCGCGUUCGUCGUCGCGGCGGUGUUCGCGAACGGCGGCGAGGGCGGAGACGCGAACGUUCAGGUGGAGGCGACGCGCGCGUAUCGAACGGUGACGACGCGAACGAGAGCGAUUCAUUCGUCAUCAAGCGGCUCGACGAGAAAUUCUGAAGCGUCUGCUUCGUCGCGAGACUCGGCGGCGUAUCGCGCCGCGGCGAUGCGCGGCGCCAACGUCACCGCCGCAGAUUUGUGA